AACGUUCUCUAAGUAGAAACGCGAAAUGAGGCCUCUUAUUGGUAUCGCGUUCGCCGCUUUUUUGGCACUAUGCGCCUCACAGCAUCCAGAACCGGUGGUUAAAAUUCAGGAUUUGCUAUUUAUUCAGGGAACCAUUGGAUAUACUGCGUGGACGAACCGCACGAUUUAUGAGUUUCACGCGAUUCCGUACGCUCAGACACCGGUUGGCAGUUUGAGAUUUCAGCCCCCGGUAAAAAUAACCAAGAUGAACGGUAAACUAGACGCAACGAAACCUGGAAUUCAGUGUCCACAAAUUUGGGAUGAAUACGUCAAUACGGAGGACGAGGAUUGCCUCACCUUGUCGGUGUAUACCACGAGUCUGGAUGGAAAUCGACCUGUAAUGGUGUGGAUCCACGGUGGAUGGUUCUACUUUGGCGGUGCUCUUGGCUACCGUUCAAAUUAUCUGCUCGAAUCGGACGUUGUCCUGGUGGUGAUCCAAUACCGCCUCGGUCCGCUGGGCUUUCUUUCGUUUAUGAACGAUAAAAUACGUGGGAAUAUGGGUCUCCUGGAUCAGAUAGCGGCGUUGGAGUGGGUUCAGCAGAACAUCGAUCACUUUGGCGGAAACAACAAAGAGGUCACGAUUUUUGGCGAGUCGGCAGGAGGUGCGUCCGUUUCCACAAUGCUGCACAGUCCGUUGGUCCAGGGCCGUAAAGUACCACUGUUCCAUAGGGCCAUCCUUCAAUCUGGUUCACUGUUUUCGCCCUGGGCUAUGGGCGACAACCCCGUGGAAGGAGCACACGAUAUCGCCAAGCGGGCGGGUUGUAACGAUCCUGCUUCCGUUGAGCAGUGUCUUCAGGAGGUACCGGUGAAACGCUUGCUCGAGGCUUUUGGUGCUCACAGGAAAGAAACAGUCAUUAAUCACGGCUAUCCAUCCGUUGCGGGAACGACUGUAGUUGUUGGUGGUCCCUCGCAAGUAUUCCCGGAGCAUCCUAAGCAAUAUCUCUGGGAUGUUCCGACCACGAUACCCAUCAUGUUGGGAGCUACUUCACAGGAGGGAAUAUUUUUACUGCAUGAAAUUGGCAAAUUUCAACCUGAGGCGAUGAAAUCACACUUUAACUCAUAUGAUUUGUUGCGAUUGGUUCGAACGCUCCAUCAGAAGUUUGGUCAGAACCGAUUGGAUGGAGUUCUGGAGGCGUACGAUAUAAUGAGCAGGUUCCUAGUUAAUGGAAUGGAUCGAUAUCGUUGGGAAGAAAUUGUUGGCGGUUUGAUUGAUAUCUGCGGCAACCAUGGUAUCAAGGGACCCGUUCUCACCGAGCUGAACGCAUUCGCACGAGUGAUUCCAGAGAAUGUCUACCUUUAUAGCUUGGAUUAUUCCAACAUACGGACCGCGCGUAAUUUGAGCUACCCUUUUGCGUUGAAAGAUGCCGUUGACCAUGCAGAAGAUUUGAAGUACCUUUUCCCCAGAACGGAGCUGAACGCCCAAGAUACUAAGGUGGCAAAAAUUAUGGUCCAGCUGUGGACUUCUUUUGCAACGAAGGGAAUCCCCAGGGCGAAACAUGUUCAUCACUGGUCACCGGCGAAAGGUCUUUAUGGGCCGUACCUGAAAAUUGAUGCGCAAAGUGCGCAGGGUGAAAACUACAUCGACGAGUUUUCUGCUACCGCACACAAGAACAAGGCGUUGUUAUCUGGAGGCAAACAACCGGUAGUAUCCAUGCAUGUAUCCAAAUUAUAGGGGUAUUCUACUCGGGUCCUUCACAAUACUAGCGAUCGUAAUAAUAAUCACAGCAGCCCUGCGAACUGAACGAGCCCGGGAAGGGAAGAAAAAAAUUGUUUCAUCAGUGAAAAACAUUUGUAGCGUUAAUACGAUUAA
Toxorhynchites rutilus septentrionalis is the source of this 1849-nucleotide messenger RNA. RefSeq names its product glutactin-like. The record is from RefSeq and is a predicted model, not a curated record. The transcript is spliced from 6 exons. NCBI's taxonomy places the organism in Eukaryota, Metazoa, Arthropoda, Insecta, Diptera, Culicidae. Bases 26 to 1711 code for a protein of 561 amino acids.